Messenger RNA from Peronospora matthiolae, 546 nucleotides. The record is from the annotation of a GenBank genome assembly. NCBI's taxonomy places the organism in Eukaryota, Oomycota, Peronosporomycetes, Peronosporales, Peronosporaceae.
AUGUGCCGCGUCGUACUGCUCAACCAGACCCAGUACGUCAAUCAUCAGUUGGGAGCGGGGCUCCCGAGUAUCCCAGGACGAGAUAACUCGUCCGACGUCCGUUCACGUCGCGGUGGUUUAACAGCUGCUCAACUAGAUAGCGCUGGCCACCGCGAGAGGCCUCCAAUGGAGGUGGAGGAGGAGGAAAGACGCUCUCCACACGAUCAUGGGGAUCCGUGUGUUCCCGAGAGCUUCUUUGAUCGCGUAACGCAAGGGUUGCGCAACGAUCUCGAACAUGAGCGGGACAGGCGUCUCCAGAUGGCGGACACUGUCUCGAAGCACCGAGCUGAGUUUGCCUUUGCUCAGCUUGAGAACGAAAGAGCUCUGACAUCUCUGCGUGACGAGCUAAGGGUAGCUCGUGGGAUUGUUGAUCGGUCUCGGGAUGAGAUAGCUGCUCUUCAGACCCUUGUUGAUGCCCACCAUCGGGAGCACAAGGCUCUCUGCGAGAUGCUUGAGCGCAAGGGCGUUCUUCAUCGGAAGAAGCAGCGUACUGACGGUACGGCUUAA